CAGCGGGCACAGUGCGGUGUGUACAGUCGCGCGCGCUUCCUUCAGACGAGCUCAGACCACCGAACAGUGACACCGCGUACCACCGCGCACAAACUCCUCUCGACAAACACGAACAGUGAUCAUUGACAUUUCCCAAGUGAUUAAAAGUGGUAAACAGUGAUAAGCAGUGAUUUACUUUAUUUGUUCCAACCUCAUUAUAAAGAGAUGAGGCGGUGAGGCCACGUCACAGAGUAUUGGGAUUUGAAGUAACAUAAAACAGACACAAUGAAGAGGUUACAGAAAUUCUGUUAUUGCGCCUCGACGCGGACUGGCACGCUGCUCACAGCGUUCCUUGGAAUCGUGCUCUCUAUCGCCACCAUAAUCAUAGUAUGGGUCGUGAAGAAGCAUAGGAUCACAUUCAGCACAUUCAUCUUUGAUGAAGAUUUCGAUAGGAAACUUUCAGAUUUAGACAUUCCGAGGAUAAUAUUAACAAUUAAUUUAUGCUUCACUAUACUGAUAUGCACACUGCUGAUGAUAGCGGUACAUAAACGGCGGUCAUGGCUAAUGCUCCCGUGGGUAGUGCUGGGCAUCGUGCUGGCUAUCGGCCUGCUGAUCAGCGUGCUGCACACCUCCAUCACCUACUAUCUCGACAAGGAAGACCACGUCAUCAUCGCCACAAUCAUACUCAUAGGCGGACUCCUGUAUUUAUGUCUGUACCUCUACCUAUGGGCAGUGGUGUUCAGUCAUUACUUGGACGUCCGCGACGAAGAAGAACGAGGUCGAUACAGAAAGGCCCCCUACAGACGAUAAACAACCACCUACACUCAACUAGACUGCAUAAUAUUCGAAAAUCUCGUCACCCUCUAAUCUCAACGCUUUUACUCGUAAUAUGUUUAAUGUAAGAGAAUAAUUGUUUAUAAGUACAGAUUGUGACGUACCUAACAGUGCCUUAUCUAGAUAUUAAAAUUAUUACAUGCAUAGUUGUUGUAUUUCGAUGGUAUUUUUAUAGUGAAUGUAAAGUAUGAUUACAUCGAAAUGACCUAGUGUUGGUGUGUUGAAAGCACAAUCGAAUGUCAGGUCAACCUAACAAGGUUUAUAUUUCACACGAGUUAGAUAUCAUACUGCCUUUAAGUGCCUUAAUCGAAUGUCCUCUGGGGACAAAAAUUUAAAAUUUUAUAGUUGAAAACUACAUACGUUCUAAUUGUCUAUAGUAUCUACUUACUUCACUUACUUAACUAAGUAGGUACCUACAUAUUUACCUACCUACAACAAAUUAAUUUUCAAGUUAUACUUAUAAAUAUAGAGUACCUGAAUAGGUACCUAAUGUAUAAAUGUCCAAUUAUCUACUUACACAGGCAUGUAAAAUGUAUAAUAACGUAAAUGCUAUACACAUGAAGAUAUUAAGUUACCAAGAUGAUACAUAAUACAUGCCACAUAUAAUUUUCAAAGGUAUCUGUUUCGUAAUAAAGAAUACAACUCUAUAAAUGUUUAAUAACUUAUUUUUAUAUUUAUUUAACAAGUUUUAUUAUUAAGUAUAAAAAAUAUUGAUUAAGUUUAAGAAUUGAUGUUUAAUAAACUUUUAGGAAUUAAAUAAA
Molecule: messenger RNA, 1574 nt
Organism: Spodoptera frugiperda (fall armyworm)
Lineage: Eukaryota; Metazoa; Arthropoda; Insecta; Lepidoptera; Noctuidae
Exons: 5
Coding region: 265-789 (174 amino acids)
Source: RefSeq, a predicted model, not a curated record